Molecule: messenger RNA, 3108 nt
Organism: Scylla paramamosain (green mud crab)
Lineage: Eukaryota; Metazoa; Arthropoda; Malacostraca; Decapoda; Portunidae
Product: gonadotropin-releasing hormone receptor-like
Biological process (GO): neuropeptide signaling pathway
Cellular component (GO): plasma membrane
Molecular function (GO): corazonin receptor activity
Source: RefSeq, a predicted model, not a curated record
UCUCACGGCACGGAUCGCGCCGGACGCCGUGUAACAGGAAGCACAACAGCCAACAGAUGCCCCUUAAAUUAAGACUGAAUCGUCCGUUGUGUGUCAAAGGUGAAAAGCGACCACUGAACACCUCAACGAGGCGGCAUCAGGACAGCCCGGCGGGCAAGGUACGUACGCACAAGUGAAUACAUUCCUGAAACCACUUAUACGCCAGCCUGCCUUGAAUCUUAAUCACAUGCCGACAGUCAAGGUCACCCAUCUGCUGCUGCAUCCUCUACCUUGGCAUCGUGUUGUGAUGGCUGAGGGAAGGUCUGAGUGAGGGCUGCGUUGUGUCCCGCCUCACGAUAUAUCAUGAUUCAGUAACUGGUUACAGUAGAAACAAAACAACCGACGGGAAAGGAACCUAAAAGCCACUAAUGAAUUGUAUUACAUCAGCAAAUCAGAGAAAUGGAAUAUAUAUAUAAAUAUUGCAUGAAAUCAUCUUCCAUGUAGAAAAAUAAAAAAUAAACAAAAGAACGCAGAAACAAUCUAUGAAAUCAAAAUAUACUUGCUAUAAAUAUAUUAUCUCUCUCUCUCUCUCUCUCUCUCUCUCUCUCUCUCUCUCUCUCUCUCUCUCUCUCUCUCUCUCUCUCUCUCUCUCUGGGUAAAUAAAUAAAAAAAUUUAAAAAAACCCGCACUCUCCUUCUCAUGAUACCCAAAGGUGGUGUUGUGUUCUGAAGAAGAAAGAAGAUUAGCGGCGAGAAGUAAACGUGAGAGCGGCAAUGAGCGAUGCUUCGUGGGGAGAAAGACGUGAAGAGAGAAGGAAAUGGGAAAGAAAUGAUGAAUUAAUAUGAGAACAUAAGCAUGUGAAGAUUACGUGAAACAGGAAUUGUACAGAACUAGUAAUACGAAGCAAAGACAUCUAGUGAGUGGUGAUGGAGUAAGGCGUCUGGACACAGUACUGCCACGUGGAAAGACAAGAAAGGAGAAGGGACGCAUCGGAGACUAUGAACUGUGUGGCAGAGUGAGGAGUAAGGUGAUGUGUGUGCCGGGAGGCCACGCGGGGCCUAGAGUCGGCCGCUGACCGAGAUAAAAACACUCCCGGCAUGGUGGCGGGGAUCUCGUCUACCGAGGCACUGAGGGAGGCGCGGGAGGAGGCGGGGACUGAGGGCGUGGAGGCAUGGGAAGUGUGGAGCACACUGUCCUCCCCUAAGCUAGCGGAGGAGUUAGAUGUGGAUGAAAGUUUCCUGUUGGGACUGAACUUGACGGAGGGAGCGGCAGUAGCGGCGGGCGGGGUAAGUGUGCUGGCAGAGGAGCAGUGCGAUGCCCUCCGCCGGCUCAACCAUUCGCUGCCCAACACCACCGCCUGCCUGGGCCACGCGCCGCAGUUCACUCCGGAGUCCCAGGUGCGGACCAUUGUGCUGGCCGUGAUGGCGGUGCUCUCCCUGGUGGGCAACACGGCAACCAUCGUCAGCAUAGCGCGGGAGAAGAGACGCUCUCGCUCCACCGUGUAUACGCUUAUCCACCACCUGUCCGUCGCUGACCUCUUCGUCACCUUCGCCUGCCUCACCACCGAGGCUGUGUGGACUUUCACCGUGCAGUGGUUUGCGGGGAACUUCCUCUGCAAAUUCAUAAAGUACAUGCAGAUGUUCAGUCUGUACCUGUCCACCUUCAUCUUGGUGUUGAUUGGCGUGGACAGGUUCACGGCGGUGCGCUAUCCAAUGCGUCGCUCAGACACCCAGCGGCACUGCAGCUACAGCAUCAUCUUCGUGUGGGUUCUGAGCGGCAUCCUCAGCAUCCCGCAGGUGCUGGUGUUCCACGUGGUGCGCGGUCCCUUCAUUGAGGACUUCUACCAGUGCGUCACGUACGGCCUUUACUCGCCGGCGUGGCUGGAGAAACUGUACGCGGUGUUCAGUCUUGUCUGUAUGUUUGUGCUGCCCUUGCUCAUCCUCCUCCUCACCUACAUUUCAACCUUCGUCACCCUGCAUAAGAGCGAGAAAGUGUUCCGCAGUGAGCGCACCACCCUGGGGAACACCUGCCCGGAGUUCAACAGGCGGCGGCUGCUGAGGAAGGCCAAGAUGCGCGCCCUCCGCAUCUCCGUGGUCAUCGUGCUGGCCUUCGUCAUCUGCUGGACUCCCUACUACAUGAUGAUGAUUAUCUUCCUCUUCACCACCGUGGAGGAUAAUGUGGCAGCAGAACUUCAAUCAGGCAUUUUUUUCUUCGGGAUGUCCAACAGCCUCGUUAACCCGAUCAUUUACGGCGCCUUCCACCUGUGUCACUGCCACAAACGGAGGACGUCUUUCAACCUCAUCGUAAUCAACAGGACGGGCUCCAACCUGCAGUACCGGGCCAGCACGCGCGCCAGCUCCCGCUUCACCACCUACAGGAGUUCCGGGGCUGACCUCGACACCUCGGUGGUGAACGUGUUUGAGGAUGGGGUCCGCUACUCGUUCCGGCGACGCUCCAGCCGGCAGAAGAGCAUCCUGGCAGCGUCCACCAGAAGGUCGCACGAAGAAGCAGGCGGGCGGGACCAACUCCUGAGACCCUCGGUGCGCUACGGCAGGACGCUCAAACCCGUGGGAAGAUCGCAUGCCGGGUCAUACGACCCCUCCCCGACCGGCCUCUCCCCUCUGGCUUGCUUGGGCGAGAAGCGCGAGAACGACGACGAGGAGGACGAGGACGAGAAGAGGGAGGGAGUGCCCACGGGGAGCAUGGAGGAGGAGAGGAAGAGGAGACGCAAGCAUCACAUCAUUGAGGUAAGCAGCAAUGGCAGGAAGGCGGGAGACGACUCUUGGUCUCUCAACGACAACCUCAAACAAAGGAAUAAACGCGCUCUUCCACAAAUAACUCGGUCAGUCGCAAGAUCACGCACGUCCCUGCCGCACGAGGAGGGCGUGCUGGUCACCACGUCACCCAAAGACCUCCCGUCACACCAAUAUAACGGAAUCUCCCUGCUUCAGACAACAGACAACAACCGCGAGUUGGACACACAGCUGUGAGAGGGAGAAAGAGAAGAGCAAAAACCAAGGAACACAAAUGACAAACAAACAGCGGCUUACCUGUUGCCCCUUUCAGGAUUGUUUUUGCUAAAUUUCGCUAUGAGCAUCUAGGGGAAAACGAGGAAGUGGAGGAAGAGAU